Molecule: messenger RNA, 501 nt
Organism: Cylindrotheca closterium
Lineage: Eukaryota; Bacillariophyta; Bacillariophyceae; Bacillariales; Bacillariaceae
Source: the annotation of a GenBank genome assembly
AUGACUCUCGCAGACCCACAACUUCUUACCGGCCUUGGCUCUGCCCUUUCCAUCUUCCUUGCUUCCACUGGUUCUGCCAUUGCUUCGGCCGAAGGUGGUAUCUAUGCCCUUCGCAAGAAAGGACUCACAGCCUUUGUCCCGAUCAUCAUUUCGGGAGUCCUUGCCAUUUACGGCAUUAUCAUUUCCAUUUUGCUGGUUGGAAAGAUGGGGUCUGCGGAAUUAACCGAAGUAAAUGGAUAUCGCCACCUUUGUGCUGGCUUGGCUGUUGGUUUGGCAUGUCUCGCCAGUGGCAUGGGAAUCGCCCGCUUUUUGAAACAUUUGAAUGUGGCUGCAACAAUUACUAGUGACGAUUCCGAUCGCCCUGAAUCAGAACCCUUGAUUCAGCGGGAACGUCGUGCCAUGGUGAACGAAAACUUUGUUCAUCUGGCCUUGAGCCUUGUCUUUUUGGAAGCGAUUGGGUUGUAUGGAUUGAUUGUCGCUCUCUUUCUCAUUGGAAAGUAA